Armigeres subalbatus is the source of this 3444-nucleotide messenger RNA. It is a transcript of the gene Etl1, whose product is annotated as SWI/SNF-related matrix-associated actin-dependent regulator of chromatin subfamily A containing DEAD/H box 1 homolog. NCBI's taxonomy places the organism in Eukaryota, Metazoa, Arthropoda, Insecta, Diptera, Culicidae. Gene Ontology annotation, cellular component: nucleus. The coding region runs from base 386 to 3040 and encodes 884 amino acids. The record is from RefSeq and is a predicted model, not a curated record. The transcript is spliced from 8 exons. Gene Ontology annotation, molecular function: chromatin binding; ATP-dependent chromatin remodeler activity; DNA binding.
UGGCACCGCCGCCGCUUUCAUGUGUCUUCCUUUCAAUCUUCCAUUCGCGAAGCAUUUUUUCGUUCCGUCGGUUCUCCAUGUUGCGAAAUCGGUUCAAAAUUGUUGGCAUUUCGGUGUAAAAAGUGCAUCUAGGCUUACUGGGUCUGCCACGGAACGGAAGAUCGUGCGAUCGGGAAUCCGGAUCAAGUGGAAAAUACGGUUCAAUCCGGCGAUAAAGAGUGUAGUUCGAAAGUGUUUCUGCUGCCCUUUGGUACGGCGUCUUGGUCUUCAUGUUUUUUCGUGGAAUCAUUUCAUGAGCAGGCUCGUGAAAAGUGGAAAUUUUUAUAAGUUUGAUCAAAGUUUUCUCGGUUUUGUAUUUGUUGUGCGGCCUCAGUAAACUCGUACGAUGUCCCUGCGGCAGUUCCGGAAACCGGGGACAAGUGGCUCCAAUGGAACUGUUACGCCGAGUUCCGGCCCAGAUGACAAAAAGCUCGAACUGGUUCCUGGUCGGCAACGCAUUCAAGCGAUGGUAGACAGUGAAAGCGAAAGCGAGUGCAGCAGUACUCCAACAAAGGCAGUUACGGACAAGGUGAUUGUUUCGCCUGUCCCGAUUCCUACGGUUGGAGCGGUUUCAUCCACCACCACCAGUCCAGCAGCCUCACAGAAUGGGACCUCCGCGGAUGCUUCCUCUCCGGCGCCGGUUCUCACAGUCAGAGACAAGGAGCUCUGCCUACAGAAAGUUCGAGCUGAGCGACCCGACGUAGACACGAUGAUCGUCCAAGACACCUUGGUAAAGCACAAGUGGGACGUGGAGAAGACUCUGGAGGAUCUUAAAAACAAUACGUACAACAAAAAGCGUAUCUAUGAGCAAUCCCCAGUAGUACCAGGCCAGAGAACUGCCAUCAUGACGAACAGUAAUUCUCGGAACAAUCCGCCCAAGAAACGUCGCGUCGAUGACGUGGAUGGCGGAAGUGACAGUGAAGAUGAAUCGGGUAAACAGCAGGAUAGGGUCUUCGACAGCGAUGACGAGAGUGACGAUGGGGGCAAUUAUGGCAUGUCGAGGGAUCGGAAGGGAGUUUUUGAAUUCCUGAAUAAUGCUACGGCGAACGAGUUGACGGCUGUUAAAACCCUCUCCACGAAAAAAGUGGAUCUCUUAAUGGAGCAACGGCCGUUUAAAAGCUGGGACGAGCUGGUGGACAUGCUCAAGACUCACAAGAGUUUAAAAACAGACAUCCUCAAUCACACGCAGGGGUAUUUGACGCAAAGAAAUAAUCUGGUGACCAUCAUGAAUAAAUGUAGGAAGAUGUGUCAAAAGCUAGAGUCGGCAAUUGCGUCCGACAAAGGUUCAAUGGAGCAACCUUCUAACAUUCCCGAGGAACUCAAACUUGCCGAGUAUCAGCUAGUUGGCUUGAAGUGGCUGUCCGUGAUGCAUCAUAACGAUAUGAACGGUAUUCUGGCCGAUGAAAUGGGUCUUGGCAAAACAAUCCAAGUCAUUGCAUUCCUCGCUUGGUUGAAGGAGAACGACCUCAUCAAACAUCCCCAGCUGAUUGUGGUUCCAUCAUCCACGUUGGAUAACUGGGACAAUGAGCUCAGGAAAUGGUGCCCGGAAUUGAUUAUUAUGAAGUACUACGGCAACCAGGAGGAACGGAAACUUAUUCGAAUCGAUUGGGCCAAGAACGGCAUAUCCGAUGUGGACGUCGUGUUGACCACGUACCACAUGAUGGGGGCUUCCGGUGAGGAGAAGAAAAUGUGGAGAGUAACUCCCUUCCAGUAUGUGAUAUUUGAUGAAGCCCACAUGUUGAAAAAUAUGACCUCGCAGCGGUACGAAAAUCUACUGAGGAUCCGAGCGGAACGGCGCAUUUUGCUGACCGGUACUCCACUUCAGAACAACCUUCUGGAGCUGAUGUCGCUGUUGUGCUUUGUCAUGCCCAAAUUGUUCGGAGGCAAAGUCGAAGACAUCAAAGCACUGUUUCAACGGAUUAAAACAAAGGACAGCGGAGAGGAUCAAACGACAUUUGAGAAGAACCAGAUUGAACGGGCCAAGCAAAUUAUGAAACCCUUCAUACUGCGGCGAUUGAAAAAAGAUGUGCUUAGCUUCUUGCCCCCAAAGACAGAGCAGAUUAUGAAAGUACCUAUGCUCGACUCGCAGAAGGAGAAAUACGCGGAUUUGAUUACCGAGUACCAGAAUGCAACGGGUUUGUUCAAAAGCAGUACGGAGAUUAGUGGUAUGUCGAUCAUGAUGGACAUGCGUAAGCUCGCCAACCAUCCGUUACUUCUUAGGUACUAUUUUUCGGACGCAGAAGUUCGCAAAAUCGCCCGAAAGUUGGCCGGCGACUCUGACUGGAAGAACAAAAACAUCGAUGAGACGUUCCAAGAUAUUGCAUAUCUAUCGGACUUCAAAUUGUUGCAGCUUAAAGAUAAAUACACUAGCCUAUACGAUCUGCGCAUACCCGAUCAGCUGAUAGUAGCGUCCGGCAAGUUCCGGCAGUUGGAUGAGCUACUCCCCAAACUGAAGAGCGAAGGGCACCGAGUUUUGAUCUUCAGUCAAUUUGUCAUGAUGCUGGACAUCAUGGAGAAGUACCUGGAUAUCCGGAAGCAUGGGUUCCUACGGCUGGACGGUCAAACGGCAGUUACAGAGCGACAGGAGAUGAUCGAUCUUUACACGCAGGAUCCAAACAUUUUCGUGUUCCUGCUGUCGACGAAAGCCGGUGGCUUGGGCAUUAAUUUAACUGCGGCUGACACGGUAAUCAUCCAUGACAUUGACUUCAAUCCGUACAACGACAAGCAAGCCGAGGACCGGAGUCAUAGGAUGGGACAAACGAAACCUGUAACUAUUUAUAAGCUAGUAAGUGAUGGAACGAUCGAAGAAGGAAUGCUCAUGAUCGCCCAAGAGAAGCUGCAGCUGGAGAAGGAUGUGACUGAUGAAGACGUCGACAAGAAGGAAGAGCACAAGUGUAUGGUCCGGCUGCUGACGAUGGCACUUGGCAUGGAUAAGAACAAGGCGGAAACUAUUCUCAAGAACGAAUCCCCCAAAAAGAACCACCAGGAGGAAGACUUCUAACCCUUUAGUGUUUCCAAACUUUAUUUAAUUUUACUUGGCUACCAUUCGAAAGUGAUGUUACUUAAGUAUUCAUUUUCCUGUUUUCUUUUUUAAUUCCAUUUGCACCGAUCCACAAAUUGUACAAACUAUCGUCGGGAUUCUAAUUCUGGGUCGCGAUCCACUUUCUCCUAUGGAUUAGUUUGUUAAAACCAAAAGCUAUGUAACUGCAAAAUAGUGGCUGUAUGUUGAAAACAGAAAAAAUGCGACUUUGCUAGCAGCAGCAUCGUCGAUCGUCUCUGUAUGUGUUUUAUUGAAAUUUGUUUACGUCCUGUUAAGUUAUGACUUUUGUCGAGGUACGAACAUUGAGGCGUUUUCGCAUAUACAAAUUAUGAUCACGAAUAAACUAUUUAAUGUACUCAAACUGA